AUGCCUAUCUCUGUAAUGAUGGAGUGCACGGCAUUGGAAACCAUGGAGGGCAAUGUGCCCGAUCCUCCAAAUCCAAUUAUGAAGUCGACUAAAUUGCUGGAAAACUCUCACCAAAAUCAAAACCCUCUGUCCACCCCUAGCCUGAGCGGUGAGGUUGCACCAAGUCUCACUUUCAUUAAUGGUCUUCACCACAGUCUUGUUGCUCUUCGCUACUGUGGAAGAUUAUUUCAUGAUGGACAAAAACUGAUCUCCAAGAUACACCAUAAGGAUUUCGGUGAUGGUUAUGCUUGUGCCACCUGUGUGGCCUCCAGUGUGCCACAGCAUUCCAGUGAAUUCAUUCAAAUACUUCAAAAAGAUGCACCCACUGCUGUGAGGGUGGUAUUGCUUGCAAACGAUCGCCCUACAGUUGACACAUUCAUGAUUGAAGGGAAGAGUUAUUGGCUUGGGUUUGCACGGGAACCAACGGAGAGGUUGAAGGAUGGAGAUGGACCACCGACCAUAUUGAUCAUACUGCCCAUGUCGACAGAGGAUGGACCUGCUCUUGAAAUACCGCUGAAGAUUGCGCCAACUUUGGCUUUUUUCUUUUGCAGUUUGGAGACUUUGGCGGUUUUGUUGAUACUAGUUGUCAUCAAUUCUGGUGAGCUAUGCAAGUUGAUCGUUUGUAAAGAACUUUGGGUUCAACAUUCAACAUCAAUAUUUAACAAGUAUGGAGGAGGGGUAAGUGCAGUUCUUUCUUUCAAGCGAGGAGGAGAUGUCAUUGGCGUCAUUGCAGUCAGGUCCAAUAUGGCAGGAAUGAAUCUGUCAGCUGCACUUGUCAUAUUUGUGAAGACAUUGAACUAUGUAAUGACAAAUACUGGAAGAUCUAAGUCAAUAUGCAAAGAUGAUCCAUGGAAGCUUGAUUACAAGUAA
Suillus plorans is the source of this 909-nucleotide messenger RNA. RefSeq lists its product as uncharacterized. The record is from RefSeq and is a predicted model, not a curated record. The coding region runs from base 1 to 909 and encodes 302 amino acids. The transcript has 9 exons. Lineage: Eukaryota; Fungi; Basidiomycota; Agaricomycetes; Boletales; Suillaceae.